AUGCCGCCGCGUCGUAGGUCAAUUAACAACCCGGCACCACCGAAUCAAGAGUUCAUGGAUGCCAUGUAUGCCGCUUUCCGAGGCAUAGCCACUCGAGCCCAGAAUGAGCGACCGGCUGAGGAUAAGAAGCAAAGUUACUUCCAUGAGUUUAAACGUGCACCUAUUCCCACAUUCAAUAGUGAGGGAGGACCCCAGGAAGCGGAAUACUGGUUUGACUCCAUAGUUAAACACCUAAACACUAUGGGAGUGCCGAAGGAAUAUUGGAUAGAAUUCGCGGUGUACAAGAUGGAAGGCCAAGCAAGCAACUGGUGGAAGCAAGUAAGAAGAAGGCUUGAUGUUGCGGGCAUGACUUCGGAACAGUUUGAUGUUCUCUUUAAUGAACAAUACUUCCCUCAGAGCUAUAGGGAUCAGAAGGCAAUGGAGUUUAUGACCUUGCAACAGGGUGAUAUGUCGAUAAGGGAAUACGAGGCUAAGUUUAAUGACUUGUCUCGCUUUGCGCCAUCUUUGGUGGAGUAUGAGCAUUUGAAAUGCCCGAAAUUUGAGAAAGGUCUUAAGAAUUCUCAAAGCAAGGAAGCAGCUGGUCGAGUUUCUGCUUCUAAUGGACCUUCUGCCUCAAGUGGGCCACAGCGAAGUGGUAGAAGGAAUCGUAAUCAAUGGCAGGUUAGUGGAGACAUGAUCAGUGGUGGCAGUAGUUCGUCUGGGAGUGACAAGAGUGCUCCUUAUAGACCUAAGUGCCAUCACUGUGGGCAGAUUGCUCACAUUAGGAGGAACUGUCCUAAUCGGAAUCAAUUGCCGACUCAACUAACCUAA
Morus notabilis is the source of this 810-nucleotide messenger RNA. RefSeq lists its product as uncharacterized. The record is from RefSeq and is a predicted model, not a curated record. The coding region runs from base 1 to 810 and encodes 269 amino acids. Gene Ontology annotation, molecular function: zinc ion binding; nucleic acid binding. The transcript has 2 exons. Lineage: Eukaryota; Viridiplantae; Streptophyta; Magnoliopsida; Rosales; Moraceae.